UCAGCUGACAUGAUGCUUUUAGUAGGCACAACCAUGAUGACCGUAUCCAUGGCGUCGAUUCCUCUGUGCGAUGCUCUUUGGGCUCUCGCCAUUGUGCUAGCUGUAAUGGGCUUUUUUAUGGGUACAAUCGACACAGUAGCCAACGUGUCGAUGAUUUGCAUCUAUGGGAAAGACGUCUCCCCUUUCUUACAGGCAAUCCAUUUCUUCUAUGGUGUGGGAGCAUUUUUAAGUCCCAUGAUCGCGCAACCUUUCUUGUUGAACGAAGACUGCAGCCCUUUUAUAUCCAACAAUACAGAGCCCCUUUUCCCGGAAGAGCAGAAUGAAACUCAGCCUGCUGCAACACUUGAAGAGGCACGCAGCAUGACACACAUCGACUACGCUUUUCUGAUCAUGGCUCUUACUAUGGUGCCUGUAGUAGCUCUGGCUUUUUCACUGGUUGGAAAGAAACACUGUCUGCGGCUAUUAGGUGGGGACACUCAUGAUCUGGAAGGCAAAUUGAGUAAGGAGUAUCAAAAUAUGGGAGAAAGUGAAGCUCAUUGUGGCUCUGAUCGAGUAAUAAGAAGCCAGUUUCAAGUGACUAUUGUUACAGUUCUCUCUGCUUUGUUAAUGUUCUUGUAUGAUGGACUUCAGGCAGCUUAUGGUGGUUUCAUCUAUUCUUAUGCAGUUAAGGGCCCAACUAAGUUCCGAAAAUCGGAUGCAGCUUACCUUAACGCAUUGUUUUGGGGAAUGUUUGCUACAGGAAGAUUGCUUUCUAUAGCUCUUGCGACUAAGUUAUCUCCUUCCUUCAUGCUCUUCUGCAAUAUUAUCGGAUGCAGUGCUGGACUUUUACUGAUGCUGGCGUUAAGGUACAGUCAUGUGAUGCUGAUUGUGGGUACCUGCAUGCUGGGCAUAUUUAUGAGCAGCGUAUUCCCAACGGCGCUCUCACUCACUGAGCAAUACAUACAUGUUACUCCCGCCACUACAAGUUUUCUGGUCUUUGGAGCUGCUUUAGGAGAAAUGUCAAUGCCUGUGAUAGUUGGUCACGCAUUCGAGAUGAGCGGUCCAGCAAGUUUCUUGGUGACUGGGAUGGUUCUCUGCUUUAUAUCUAUAAUUGUUUACAUGUCUUUGUGGCUAGUUGGAUUGACGUUACUGAAACCUGAUAGUACACCUGGUAUCAUGGUUUUCUUUGCCAAAUAUAUGCCAGGUACUGUACAAAAGAUGGAAGGAGAAAAUACUAGUCUUGUCAAUCAAAAUGUACAGUAUUAUUCUCGUAUGCACACUAGUCUUUCUCCAAGCCCAGAAGAACAAGAUGGCACAGUCAAUAUUGUUAAAAAAGAAUGUGAAACCUCACAUUAAGAAUGAUUUAACAAACGAAUAGAUUACUGACAGAAGCUAAAUUGGCGAUUUUAACUCAUUACAAAGUGUGAGUAACAUUGAAUAUGUAGUUUGAUAAAGAGGCAGCAAAAUAAAAUAAUUAUUUGUUUAAGUGAAUAAAGUUUAUGUACAAAGUUGGCUUGUAACUAUUGAAUGUGAAAAAAUAAAUGUAUUAAGCAUCAAUA
This is a messenger RNA of Stegodyphus dumicola, 1538 nucleotides long. Its product is annotated as solute carrier family 60 member 1-like. The record is from RefSeq and is a predicted model, not a curated record. Gene Ontology annotation, molecular function: D-glucose transmembrane transporter activity. Lineage: Eukaryota; Metazoa; Arthropoda; Arachnida; Araneae; Eresidae. Gene Ontology annotation, biological process: transmembrane transport.